AUGGCCAACAUCGAUCCCGUAAAUGAGUCUAGAAGGGAGAAUGCACAGUACUUGACGUGUGACAAAUACGGACAUGGCCGACAAACAAAUAUCGAUGUGAAAGAUCCUAGAAACACUGGAACAAAAAAAUGUGGUUGUCCGUUCAAAUUGAUUGGCAAAAAGUCAAGGUUUGAUGAAUUAUGGCGGUUGACUGUCAGCGAUGGCAGGCAUACUCAUCGUCCGGCUUUGUUUACUCACGGACAAGGUACGACUAGUCGUAUAACUCCACAACAAAAAGCAAGAAUUAAAGAAUUGCGAAAUUCUCACGUGAAGCCAAUGCAAAUCAUGGAUAGAUUGAGGAAAGAUGAUCCGACGAUACAAACCUCUAUGAAGCAUGUUUACAAUGAGUUGGCCAAGAUUAAAUCUGAGGAAAUGGAGGGCAUGACUGUUAUUCAGUUUAUGAUGCAUAACUUUCAACAAGGCGAGUAUCGGUAUUGGCAUCGCGUCGAUAGUGAAACGAGCAACACGAUUACAUAUAUUAUGUUUGCAUGUCCCGAAUCUAUUAAGUUACUACGGUUGUUCCCGUAUGUUAUAUUGAUGGACUGCACAUACAAGACCAAUAAGUAA
Molecule: messenger RNA, 606 nt
Organism: Erythranthe guttata (spotted monkey flower)
Lineage: Eukaryota; Viridiplantae; Streptophyta; Magnoliopsida; Lamiales; Phrymaceae
Source: RefSeq, a predicted model, not a curated record